Varanus komodoensis (Komodo dragon) is the source of this 7004-nucleotide messenger RNA. RefSeq names its product ADAM metallopeptidase domain 19 (gene ADAM19). Gene Ontology annotation, biological process: membrane protein ectodomain proteolysis. Gene Ontology annotation, molecular function: metalloendopeptidase activity. The coding region runs from base 168 to 2912 and encodes 914 amino acids. The record is from RefSeq and is a predicted model, not a curated record. NCBI's taxonomy places the organism in Eukaryota, Metazoa, Chordata, Lepidosauria, Squamata, Varanidae. The transcript has 23 exons.
UUGUGGCGGGCCAAUUCUGGACAUGCACCAACGUGGCUUAAAACGCAUGCCCACACCCACUCACCCUUCCUUGCGAAAAGUUAAAUGCAGCAGCCGCAAUCGCCAAAGGAUUUCACUAUAAGGGCUGCAUCUCGGGAACAGCUCGCCUCUUCCCGGUGGGAGGGACCAUGCUUGGUGCGGCAGAAAGAGGCUUGAUUCAUUCCGUUUUCAUCUUCUUGCUUUGGCUGAGUCAGGUUCCAGCGGGCGAAUCGGGGUGGGCAGGAACAGAAGAUGCAGACCACUCCCAGGUGUACCGUGAAAUCAUAACACCUCAGUGGAGAGUAGAUGGAAGCCCGGGCAAAGAUAAGCAUCCACCCAAAGCAGAAAUCAAGAUAACAGCAGAAGGAAGAAACUUCAUCUUGGAUGUUGAGAAGAAUGAGCACCUCUUUGCACCUGGCUACACCGAAACUCAUUAUACCAAGGGUGGACUCCCCCACACAGUCACUUUGAACAUGACCGAUCAUUGCUUUUACCAUGGUAACGUGAGGGGAAUAGAGAACUCAGCUGUGGCACUCAGCACAUGCAGCGGUCUACGUGGCCUUAUAGUUCUAAGCAACAACCUCAGUUAUAUCCUGGAGCCUCGUCCUGACAGUCAGGAGCAGCACUUCAUCUACAGGUCUGAACAUCUCAAGUUUCCCAGGGCUACCUGUGGAAACCUACACUUGCGGUCAAAUACUGUGGAUUUGCAUACUGAGUUGACAGACCAAGCUGAGCCUGGUCAUCACUUCAGGAUGAAGAGGGAUGAUCAACAUUCUAUGAAAUAUGUGGAACUUUUACUAGUGGCUGAUUUUGCAGAGUUUCGGAAGCACAACUCUGAUCUUCAAGCAACCAAGCAUAAGUUAGUGGAGGCAGCCAAUUAUGUAGAUAAGUUUUACAAAUCCCUGAACAUACGAGUUGCUCUUGUUGGAAUUGAGGUCUGGAAUGACCACAAUAAGUGUGAGAUCUCUGAGAACCCAUAUUCUACCCUGUGGUCUUUUCUUUCUUGGAGGCGCAAACUGCUAAUGUAUAAAAAGCACGACAACGCUCAGCUGAUAACUGGGAUGUCUUUCCAUGGUACUACUAUUGGUUUGGCCCCUUUGAUGGCCAUGUGUUCUGUCUAUCAGUCUGGAGGAGUGAAUAUGGAUCACUCUGAGAAUGCCAUCGGAGUUGCUGCCACGAUGGCCCAUGAGAUGGGACAUAAUUUUGGCAUGAGCCACGACGCAGCCGGCUGCUGCACUGCCAGUCCGAACGAUGGAGGGUGCAUCAUGGCAGCGGCAACAGGGGACCCAUUUCCCAGGGUUUUCAACAAGUGCAAUCGGAAGGAGCUGGACCGCUACUUGCAAUCUGGUGGAGGGAUGUGCCUUUAUAAUAUGCCAGAUACCAAGACCUUAUAUGGAGGACAGAGAUGCGGAAAUGGUUAUCUCGAAGAAGGAGAAGAGUGUGACUGUGGGGAAGUAGAGGAAUGUAAUAAUCCCUGCUGCAAUGCUGCUAAUUGCUCUCUGAAGCCUGGCGCCGAAUGCGCUCAUGGGACGUGCUGCCACCGAUGCAAGCUGGUUUCACCAGGAACUCUUUGCCGGGAACAAGCUAGACCGUGUGACCUGCCAGAAUAUUGCACAGGCAAAUCACCGUUCUGCCCAGCAAACUUCUACCAACUGGAUGGCACUCCGUGUGAAGAUGGGAGAGCCUACUGUUACAGUGGAAUGUGCCUCACGUACGAACAGCAGUGCUUGCAGCUGUGGGGCCGUGGAGCAAGGCCAGCACCUGACCUCUGCUUUGAGAAGGUUAAUGCUGCUGGAGAUCCCUAUGGGAAUUGUGGGAAGGACAUCAAUGGCCAAUACAGGAAGUGCAACACCAGAGAUGCCAAGUGUGGCAAGAUCCAGUGCCAAAGCACUGCUUCCAAGCCUUUGGAGUCCAAUGCCGUGCCCAUUGACACAACGAUCACAAUAAGCGGAAGGCAGAUCCACUGUCGUGGCACUCACGUGUACCGGAACGAAGACGAGGGGGAUAUGCUAGACCCCGGCCUUGUGAUGGCAGGAACCAAGUGUGGCGAGAGUCAUGUUUGCUUUGAGGGGCACUGUCGGAACACCUCCUUUCUGAAUAAUGGAGACUGCGGAAAGAAGUGCCACAGCCAAGGCGUUUGCAACAACAACCAGAACUGCCACUGUUUCAGUGGAUGGGCACCUCCAUUUUGCAAUAAACCUGGCAAUGGAGGAAGCCUGGACAGUGGCCCCAUGCCUCCAGAAAGUUCUGUUCCAAUCAUAGUAGGAGUCUCGGUUUCCAUCCUGCUUUUGACUGCAGUUGCAACUGCUAUUUGCUGCUAUAAAUGGAGAUCUAGGCUUGUGCCCCUAAAGCAGAAGAUCAUUAUGCCAAAGAAGACCCAGAAGUUCAGCUCCCCUCCUCCCAUUCUGAAUCCUGCAACCGGCCACUCCAACCCAGCCUUCAAGCUGAAAACCCCCCAGGAGCAGAGAAAGGUUAUUGGUAUACCAAGUAUCCCUCCAAAGCCAGACGUGUUUUCCCACCAGCCAGCUCCUGAACUCAAAGUCCCUGUACAGCGUCCACCUCCGCUUCCACCUAACUGCACCAGGGUACCUCCUCUUCCAGGGCAUCAGAUGGAGGGAAGGAAUUUUCCAAGACGAACCCCACCAAACAGGCCAGCCCCUCCAGCUCCAAAAGUCCUUGUUCCACAGGAUUCUUUCAGGCCACAGCCACCUCAGAAAGCGCUUCCUGCCAAUCCUAUUCCUGCAAGCCACAGAGCAGGGGCGCCCAGGAUAAAUGCAGCAGCUGGAGCACCACCGCAUGGGCCUCCAAGGAAUAUAGGACCACACCAGCUUUUUACAGAGAAUUCGACCAUCAAGAAUGCUGGACCAGUGAAUACCCUGAAGUUUAGACGCUGAGGUUUGCCUUGCAGUCCCAAAAGCCACACCCCACUUCCAUCUGACCUGUCUGGGAUGUCCCAUGGGCGGCUUUGCUUCCAGGAGGAAGAUGUGCUGGUCAUGUCCAGCUCUCAAAUAGUGCGUCUUAAGGCUGAGGCCAGUUUGAGGGCUGGCUUCUGCAAAAGUCUCUUCCACCAACAGCACCGGGAGAUGCAACUCUCUUGGAAAUGAGCGGAUGCCUUUGGGCUUCCUCCUUUUCCAUGACCUUGAUCUUUUCUUUCUUGUUUAAAAUGGCACUCACGAAUUAUAGUGCAAUAUGCUGAAAUGGUGGGCGGGGGGCUUGAUUGCCUCCCAGUAAUUCAUUGUCUUGACAAAGGCAAAUCAAUGUUAAUUAACCUCUUCAUAAUUGAGCCAGUGAGUUCUUCUGAGUUUUCUCGGAACACCAAAAUACUUUGUUAGAACCAUAAGGAAUUUUGUGAAGAAGGGAGUCCAGUGAUGCCCUCUCUCAUGGCCGCAGGGAUCUCCUCCGAAUUACUUCAGGCUGUAUGGAAGAUUCUCUCCAUCUCACAGAAUGUUGCUGUUUGCCACUUUAGGAGGGGAGUUCCUACUUCCCUUCGCUAAGAAGCCUUGCAGGGUUCAGUACUUACACUGUGCAAAUUUUGCCUUCUUUCAAAGCCUUCUGUUCUCUCAAUGGCAGCUUCACAACACCUUUCUUGUUCUGAUAGUGGCUUUCAAGAUUUGAAAUUGGUGUCAGUGUAAGUGCCAAGAGUCCUCACUCUGCACUCUACUCCCAGAGUGUCUGAAGUCCACUCAAUCCUGUUUGCAUUUGACAUCUUAGCAACGGAUAGUACUGAAUAGUGGAGCAAUUUUGUUUGGGGGUGCAUCUUUCCAUAGGGCAGUCACUGUAGACAAGGCAUUCUGGGGCUCUAGCAUCAGCACCCUGUUAGCUCUUUCCUGGCCAGUUCAGUCACCACUGCGUUUGCUUCAGAUCGCACCUUGCAGGGGAUUGUUGAGGGCUCCACCGUGUCAGAAGUAUUAAGAUAAGGAGUACCACUCCAUGUGGACUUCUUAUAGGCCCUCUGAUUCUGCUCUGAGCCAAGAUCCAUGCUGGGAAAAGAUCAUAAACCAUUAAAUAUGGUGCAUGGCAGAAGAGAUUUUAAAUGUUGGAGUUCGUUACCAGGUCUAUGUGCUACACUAUUAUGCCACAUUACACAUACUGUCAUGCAUGCUUUUUUCCUACAUGGACUGAAUCCAGUCCUUGCAGAAAUCCCUGCCUCCACCCUUCCAUGGCAGUCCCUCCAGUCCACCUCCCUUAAACUGCCACACCAAAGGUUGGCUGAAUGUUUGCUUGAAGGGAAGCACCUUCUGUGAACACCUUUCUCUCCAUGAAAGGCAAAGCCUGGAGCCAACCCCUGAUCUCACUGUGGGGGAAGCAAUCAUAAAGCAGCCUCUGUUUUCACAAUCUAAGUUACUGAACUACAAGGGGGGAUUUGGACUCCAAUUAAUUUUAGUUUGGUUUGCUGUUGCUUAGAAAAUCUAAACGAAUCAUUCUGCCAAUCAACCAAAUAUUAGCAGGGCACUUUAAGCGUUUCCUAUAAUUCAUUGCUUUAAUUAUUACUUCUGUCAUGCACGGUCUUCUUUAUAUAAUCAGUACACACAGCGUAAGUUUUUGUGUAUUUUUCUUUGUUUUAGACUGGGCUUGUUCACUCAGAAAAUUUGCUCCAUUAAUUUAUUUCAGGGUAACUCUGUAACCAUAAUCUUGGUUGCCUAGCAAGGUUUGGUGCACCCUGAUUUUGAGUAAAGCCAAAUUAAUCUUGAGCAAUUUGGAAAUAACCUUUGAUUAAAUCUCAGUGCAAUUCAAAUGCCCUUUGCAUCUUUCUGAUUUGGGUAGGUUUCAAAAAGAUAAAGUAUGGCAAAUUUAUGAAUUGUGCAAGCCCUCAGAUAAGGUACUACAGGCAAACUCCAGCAUACUCAGUUCACCCAUAGGUGAUCAAUUACCCAAAUAAUGAGGUGUCCUAUGGCUCACUCAGCUCAAUAGAACAUUAUAAUUUAACUCAUGGUGCUUUUAGUAUCAGGCAGCUGAUUAAACAUCCAAUUUUUCUUUAACUGGGCACUGCAGUGCAAGCUGCCUAUGCACUUUAAACAACUGGGAGUUCCAGUGAUGCAGCUGUGGCAUUACUUCUGUUCUGAGGAUUUACAAAUAUUAUCUCAGAUUUUGCAGACUUCGUGGUGUUUCCUUUGCCUGGUGGGUUUUUUCCUGGUUUCUUUUGCUAAAGAUGAGGAGGAGCUGGUUUUUUCCCCUGAUCUUGAAACAAAACUACCACCAACACCCUUAGAAAGCCUGUCUAGGGUUGCAAAUGCUGAGAGAAAAAGCAACUUUUGUUGGCUGCAGUACAAAUUGGGUUUGAAUUUUUUAAAGACUCACCCAAGCUUUUAUUGUAGUCCUUUUUUAAGAGAUGGGCCAGAGUUAUUGUAUGACCAAGUUGCCCAAACUGCAACCUCAACAGCCCAAAGACCAACUGGGAACCCAAAACAUUGUUCCAAAGUUGUGCAUCAGCCAUUCCUGGUUAAAUAACUUUAUGAUUAUCGAGUGGUAUCUUGACUGUGUAUGUAACAUUGCUCUAGUGUUACAGAAUGAGAGGUUCAUCUUGGGCUUACUCAGGCUCUGUGUCUCAAUAAGAUCUACCAACAUGUGCAAGAGGGAGGGGAUCACGUACACCAGCCCUGCCUUCAACGUGGACAGUGUCACCACCGUGUUGAGCAAGGAGGUCUGCAAGGGGCCGCUUUUGGUGGUCACUUGAAUGCAACUAGAAGCCUCCACAUAACCAGGCCUACUUGUUCAAGGUUCCUGCCCUCGGUUGGACACAAUAGCAUAAACUGCAGGCUAGCCAUAAAUUAAAACCGCAGAUAAGCAAAAUAAACUGAAGGCACCUGUAGACCUCCCUACUCCACCUGUGAAGGGCAGGAAUCAACCUGAUUUACGUAUAACACGGAUAUCUACUGAACAUUUCCAGUGGUGAGGUGCUUGUAGCACUGCAGAUUCUUUCAGUGAUUCUCAGGUUGUGUGCCUUACUUCCUCGGCACUAGAGCUAGACAUGCAAUUAGAUUGUGGGUAGUACUGAAGCUUUUUUUUUAAGAGACCCCUUUAACUUGAAACACUGAGUGAGAUGUGUGCUUUUGUGUGUUUCAAAUCUCACCAGCAACCAUUUACUUCAAGAUCAAAAAUGUGACUUUCCAGAAACAGUAGCACCCAUGUAACUGAGCUCUGUCCUUGCAGGUUUAAGACAUCUCAGCCACUGUUGGCAUACUGUGAUCAGGAAUCCUCUGCUCCUGUCACUGGUGAAGAUAUAACAAAUUGUUAUUUGAUAUAACAAAUACUGAGUUUUGCCAUGUUUCAUUAAGCCUUGGUUUUGGGCCACCUCAGAAUACUUCACAGAACAACUGGCUGACAUUCUAAGGAAACUACUUAGAGCUGGACAGAUAACUUCUUAAUAGGGUUACCAACUCCCAGAAGAAGCUUCCUUAAAAGUUCUGCAAAGAAGGAAUGAGCAACCUGCUUCCUCCUCUUCAGUGCUGCAGAAAUUUGACUGUGCAUUCCCGAUCCCCACCUACUAUGGCCAGGAGCUACAUGAGAAAGGAGAAAAGAGGGAUGGAGGUCAUGUUGCUUCUGUGCUGUCAGGGAGACUCUGAUUUGCCAAAUUCCUUCUUCCUGUGGAGCUUCUAAGGGAGGACUUUUCAGGUUUGGGAAUUGGCAGCCCUACCUCAGGCCUUAACAAGGUUGCUAAGUGCUUCAUAAAUAGUUUUGUAGAUUUUGUGUAUGCUGAAAGGAUGGUUGGGAGAAAAACACUUGGUAUGGCUGCAAUCCUGUGCACACUUACUUGGGAGGGAGGCCCACUGAAUACAUUGGGACCUGCUACCAAGGAAACAUGGACAGCAUUGUGCCGGGCAAUUUUCACUGCUAUUAUUUUGGGAGAGCCUCUGCACUGUGUGUCACUGUUUUAUGUCUCACAGGUUUACAAUGUGAUCUCUGUAUACCUAUGCAAAUACUUGAAAAUGCAGUUUGUUGUGCCUUUUGCCUAGUUAUAUUUAAUAAAUCUUGUGAUUAUUAUUACA